CACAAAUUUUCAAAAUGCUAUUGUUUACAACCUUACACAACCUUUGCUGAUGCAAUUGCUUAAAUCAAAAUGAUAAGAACGAAUCCAUGGCUUUAUUGUUUCUUUCUUUUUCGCUUUAAUUUUAUACUAUAAUUAUUUUAGCAGAAGACAGGUGUUACUGGCUACUAUACACUGAUAGGAAGAUUUAUCCAUAAACUUUUUGGCUACUUGUUCGAGUUGGAAAAGUCUAUCGUCCGAAGAGAGGUCUAAACGAAAGGAUGGUGCCCUUAGAAGCGAUUGUGCCGGCAGCUCAAAACAAUAUAAACACGCAAUUCAUUUUAUUGGAGAAAGGGAAGAUAAUAUGGGAUGGUCAAAACAAGAUGUGUUUGGGGCUUGUGGCGGACAAGACAGCGGCGGUUCACUUACAACUUUGGGGUGAGGAGUGUGAGGCAUUUGAGGCAGGUGAUAUUAUUAGGAUGGAGAAUGGGAUUUUCUCUUACAACAAGAACAAUUUGGUGUUGAGAGCAGGCAGGAGAGGGAAGGUGGAGAAAGUGGGAGACUUCACUAUGGAGUUUGUGGAGACACCUAAUUUGAGCGAGAUUAAAUGGGUUCCUGAUCCUAAUAAUUCCAACAAGUAUGUUAAACACUCAGUUAUUUCUCCUUAUUCACGUAUCUUCCCCCCAAUUCCCUAGCUUUUUUCAUGCCUUGAAUUUCUUUUUGGGUUGUCUUUAUAUCCCUAUGUUAUCAUUUGACUCUAUGAAUUUCCAAACAUUUAUGUCA
Molecule: messenger RNA, 759 nt
Organism: Gossypium arboreum
Lineage: Eukaryota; Viridiplantae; Streptophyta; Magnoliopsida; Malvales; Malvaceae
Exons: 2
Coding region: 258-671 (137 amino acids)
Biological process (GO): double-strand break repair via homologous recombination; response to ionizing radiation; mitotic cell cycle checkpoint signaling
Cellular component (GO): SOSS complex
Molecular function (GO): DNA binding
Source: RefSeq, a predicted model, not a curated record